Chionomys nivalis (European snow vole) is the source of this 986-nucleotide messenger RNA. It is a transcript of the gene Commd7, whose product is annotated as COMM domain containing 7. The transcript has 9 exons. The coding region runs from base 99 to 701 and encodes 200 amino acids. The record is from RefSeq and is a predicted model, not a curated record. Gene Ontology annotation, biological process: negative regulation of DNA-templated transcription; tumor necrosis factor-mediated signaling pathway. Gene Ontology annotation, molecular function: NF-kappaB binding. Lineage: Eukaryota; Metazoa; Chordata; Mammalia; Rodentia; Cricetidae.
GGCAGCUGGGAGUGUGGCGAAAGUGCGGCUGCGGAAGCGCAGCGACGCCGGGGAGGAGGAAGAGAGCGCCGCUGCUGGGCUGCGGGGCUCCUGGCGCCAUGGGUCGCCUGCAUUGCAUGCAGGACCCGGUGCCCGAGGCCGUGCGCGGCGACAUGCAGCAGCUGAACCAGCUGGGCGCGCAGCAGUUCUCAGCCCUGACAGAAGUGCUUUUUCAUUUCCUAACCGAACCUAAAGAGGUGGAACGCUUGCUGGCUCAGCUCUCUGAAUUUGCCACUACUAAUCAGAUCAGUCUUGGCCCCCUCAAAAGCAUCGUGAAAAGCCUCCUUCUGGUUCCGAAUGGUGCAUUGAAGAAGGGCCUCACUGCAGAGCAGGUGCAGGCUGAUCUCCUGACUCUAGGUCUCAGUGAGGAGAAAGCCACUUACUUUUCUGAAAAGUGGAAGCAGAACGCCUCAGCCCUUGCACAGUGGGCCAUAGGUCAGACCCUGAUGAUUAACCAGCUGAUUGAUAUGGAGUGGCGAUUUGGAGUGACGUCUGGAAGCAGUGAACUAGAGAAAGUGGGAAGCAUAUUUUUACAGUUAAAGUUGGUGGUUAAGAAAGGAAAACAAGCUGAAAACGUGUAUAUAGAAUUAACCUUGCCUCAGUUCUACAGUUUCCUGCAUGAGAUGGAACGAGUCAGAGCAAGCAUGGAGUGCCUCAGCUGAUCCUGAUUCUCGUGGACUUGCUCCUGCCUCUUCCCUAAUGGCUGCUCCAAGGGUCCUACCACCUUGGGAGCCCAGGUGCAAUUUCUGAAAAAACAGGACACAGUACUUGAGGCAUCCUGCGGGAUUCCUCUGUAAACUCCUCAAGGGAGCCGCCACCUCCCAGCUCCUGGGAUGAGUUGUGCACCUCGAUACUCCGUACCAGCUCUGACUGCUGGGAUUGCCCUUUCUUUGGGGUUAUUGUCACUUCCCAUUAAACAGCGUGAACGAAUGGUUUCUUCAGUCAGA